This is a messenger RNA of Mytilus trossulus (common blue mussel), 763 nucleotides long. RefSeq lists its product as uncharacterized. The transcript has 8 exons. Bases 29 to 664 code for a protein of 211 amino acids. The record is from RefSeq and is a predicted model, not a curated record. Lineage: Eukaryota; Metazoa; Mollusca; Bivalvia; Mytilida; Mytilidae.
UAUUUCGUCACCAUCCUGCUCAAUAAAAAUGUGCCUGAAUUGUACAUUAGGACCAGGCAUUUUAAAACUAACUUGUAAGAUUGAUAAACUCCAUCUGCCAGUUUCUUUCCACAACAAUUUCGGAAAGGAAAUUGCAUUCUGUAGUCUUCCUUUCCCGUCUCCGUUAUGCAUAUCAGGUUAUAAAAAUACAACUGUACGACAAAACAUUCACACAAAUGAAACUGUGGUUACAAUCAGAGAAAUAAUAGAUCAAAGAAUAAAUGGUAACUGGUCAUGUUUGCAUGGAUAUGGAAGAGAUAUGUAUGAAGCAGAUUUUGAAAUCAACAUUCCAAUAUUAGAAGGACAACACAAAAGAGAAAAGACGGAUGACUUGCGUUUCCCGAAGAAAGUAUCAUGGUAUACCAUAGCAGGAAUCAGUAUUACAGUUAUAACUUUAACCAUUGUAUGUGUGUUAGGCAUAUAUAUAUGCAAAAAAAGGAAUGUGGAAGAUGAUUCUACGAAACAUGGGGACACCGUGGAAGAUGAUCCUACGAAACAUGGGGACACCGGGGAAGAUAAUUCUCUGAAACAUGGGGACACCGCGAGAUUGCUACCUUCAAAUUAUAAUAAUGGUGCACCAUCUCCAGAAGUGAAUGAAAUAACCACCUCGAAUUUUGAUUCAUAAAUUUUCCAUAUUUAAACAAAUAUCUCAAAUAGUAUGCUCUUUCUUUGUUCUAACUUAAUAAUGACACUUAUGAUUUAAUCUUGUACAUGAUAAACUCAU